AUUUGUUUGUGCCCCCCUCUCACUCAUCAAGAGGUGGACCGGUCGUCGCCUGGCAGCCGAGACUAUCAGACAGAUGCGAGGAGGCGGUCAGUUACUCCAGCCGAAGUGCCACAUAAUCAAAUAAAAGUAAGUUUCCAUCAACCAUACAAGCAGUUUUUGGUCCGCUGGUCAUGGCUAAAGACCCGUUGGCAGAGGCUGGUCUUCAUUUUGAUGAACUAAACAAACUACGAGUACUUGAGCCUGACGUGAGCCAGAAAACCACAGAGCUCAAAGAGGAAUGCGAGGACUUUGUUGACAAGAUUGGCCAAUUUCAGAAAAUUGUUGGUGGACUUAUUGAACUAGUGGAUGAACUAGCAAAGGAAGCAGAAACCGAAAAAAUUAAGGCCAUAGGUGCAAGAAAUAUAUUGAAAUCGGUUGAAAAGCAACGUGAGGCCCAACAGCAACAGCUUCAGUCUCUGAUCGCAGAAAAGAAAAUGCAGUUGGAAAGAUAUCGAAUAGAAUAUGAAGCUCUUCAAAAAGUGGAAGCAGAGCAGAAUGAAUUCAUUGACCAGUUUAUACUGCAAAAAUGAGUGCCGUUUGUUUUCUUCUAUAACAUCCUGUCUUUUGGACAAGUGAUGCUAUGCAUCUCUCUUACAGUGACUUUCCAAUAAGUGCUGGGCCCCAAGUUAUAGGUUAAUUGAGUUGAUCAGUCAAUAGGUGACAACCUUCGACUAUUGUUAACAUUGAGUGCUGUUGCAUGGCCAGUUCCAGGGAAAACACACUUCCCACAAUAGAUCAUAAUCUCAAAUGAAUACUAUUUAUAUACAAAUUAAGUUAUUUAUACUAUUUAUAUGGAAGAUUACUUUGUAAAUGUAAUAAUUUUUACAACAGGAAUAUACAGUAUUUGCAUGUUACUGUAAAUAAUUCCAUCAUGAGACAUCAUGGGAUAAAUGUUUGCUUUUUUUUUCAAUUUGUAAUUCAACUGCUGUUUGUGACUUGAACCCAUUUACAAUUUUACUUUAUCAUAUUCUCAUGACAUCUUUACAUUUUGAUUGUGGGACCACACCAAACAUAUUUAGCGUUGGAUAGAAAGCAGACCAAAUAGUGCAUUCAUUUAUUAUUUGUUUACAUUUACCUUACUGGGUAGAUCAUCAGGGGUGUUAUCUCAAUAUUUGAAAAACUUAAUACAAAUUUGAAGUACACUUAAAUAAAAAUAUAUUUUGCAAUUACAUAUGUGUAUUUUGUCAUCGGUAAACAAAAUAUGCAAACAAAUACAGCUUUAGGUCAAAAAGUGCAAAACAUAAGGAAGCUAUGGCAACUAAAUGAAAACAAUCUUAAAAGGAUAGUUCACCCAAAAAUGACAUUUCUCCCAUCGUUUACUCACCCCCAUGUCAUCCCAGAUGUG
This is a messenger RNA of Xyrauchen texanus (razorback sucker), 1384 nucleotides long. RefSeq names its product intraflagellar transport protein 20 homolog. The coding region runs from base 171 to 569 and encodes 132 amino acids. Gene Ontology annotation, cellular component: cilium; Golgi apparatus; centrosome. The transcript has 5 exons. Lineage: Eukaryota; Metazoa; Chordata; Actinopteri; Cypriniformes; Catostomidae. The record is from RefSeq and is a predicted model, not a curated record. Gene Ontology annotation, biological process: protein localization to cilium; centrosome localization; intraciliary transport.